Molecule: messenger RNA, 9332 nt
Organism: Hypanus sabinus (Atlantic stingray)
Lineage: Eukaryota; Metazoa; Chordata; Chondrichthyes; Myliobatiformes; Dasyatidae
Product: protein Aster-B-like
Exons: 27
Coding region: 305-2872 (855 amino acids)
Biological process (GO): intracellular sterol transport
Cellular component (GO): endoplasmic reticulum membrane; endoplasmic reticulum-plasma membrane contact site; plasma membrane
Molecular function (GO): sterol transfer activity; sterol binding
Source: RefSeq, a predicted model, not a curated record
AAAUCUAGAGUGGUGAGAAAAAGAAAUCUCGAAAGUAGAAGGAACUGGUGUUCCGGUUCUAAAAUAUUUCAGAGACCAAGUGAGGAUUAAUAUCUAAUUUUGUGUUUAAAGUGUAAGAUCCACAGAUGAGUCCUUGAACAUGGCCCAGUCCACAGACUAGAAGCAAUCCUGUAGCUGCUCCUCUGCCUUCCACGACCACCUAUUUGUUGUCCUAAUCUCUGGAUCCUUGCUCUUUAACCUCUGCCUGUAUGCAGGUAGGAGAAGCACAGCCAAGUGAUCAGAUUUCCCGAAAUGCAGUCUGGGCAUGGAGAGCAGCCAGCAAAGCAGUCAACAAAGCAGCCAUGAUGAUGAUUCUUCUCGGUUCCUGACUCCACACAUUCGAGAGGAAAGAAAGCGACUACCAUUCAAAACAUCCAAGUCUGACAGUACUACUGACAGGGUUUGCACUGCCAGUAAUUCUGCUCGGAGCACCCCAGCCUGCUCACCCAUCCUGAGGAAGAGAUCAAGAUCCCCAACGCCUCAGAAUCUAGAGGGUGAGAACAUGGUGGAAAAGGGCUCGGACCAUUCCUCAGACAAAUCACCUUCCACCCCUGAACAGGGAAUCCAACGAAACUAUUCUUCCCAAUCUGGUCGAAGCAGCAAGAACUCCAAGAAAAGCCAGAGCUGGUACAACCAUGAACGUCAGCACAUCAUGAGAUACCUCUCUGAUCAGCUCGACAAAAGAUGGAGGGGGGCAUGUCUUACAAAACUGUCGAAGACCCCAAACAGUCAGGCCACUCACCCCAAAGCAUCCUCCUUAACCCAGGAGGACGAGGCGGACGGGAACGCAGGCUUCUCUUUGACGACUUCUGAUGGUGCUCCAUGUUCAGUUGAUAGGAGUUGUGCUUGCUGCGGGGUUUUGAGUCCAACAUACAAGCAACGGAAUGAGGAUUUCAGAAAGCUCUUUAAGCAGCUGCCAGACACCGAACGGCUCAUUGUUGAUUACUCAUGUGCGCUCCAAAGGGACAUCCUCCUUCAGGGGCGACUCUACCUCUCAGAAAACUGGAUCUGUUUUUAUAGCAACAUUUUCAGAUGGGAAACACUGCUCACUGUUCGCCUCAAGGAUGUUUGUUCAAUGACAAAGGAGAAAACAGCCCGGCUCAUUCCCAAUGCUGUUCAAGUUUGCACUGACACUGAAAAGCACUUUUUUACUUCUUUUGGAGCCCGGGACAGAACUUACAUGAUGAUGUUCAGACUCUGGCAGAAUGCACUGCUUGAAAAGCCUCUUUGUCCCAAAGAGCUGUGGCACUUUGUUCAUCAGUGUUAUGGGAAUGAACUUGGUCUGACCAGUGACGAUGAAGAUUAUGUUCCCCCAGAUGAUGACUUCAACACAAUGGGGUUUUGCGAGGAGAUCCCAGUCGAAGAAGUAGAGGUGAAUGAUAACUCGUCUAAGAGCAGCGUUGAAGUAAAGACGGAUGCUAGUCCUCAGAUGCACAAGAAAUCAGUCACAAACAGCACACUAACCUCUACGGGGAGCAAUGAGACUCCCACCUCAUUUGAUGGUAUUACUGCAGAUGAUGAAGUUGAUUGUCAGCUAGAAGGUGAAAUUGGAGAUCUUCAGGUCAUUGACAAGAAUGAGAUCAAUUUGUCUGCAAACUCUCCAUCUCUGGACUUCAAUGAUAAUGAGGACAUUCCAACAGAACUGAGUGACUCAUCAGAAACACAUGAUGAGGUGGGACUAACUACAGCUGAUUUUAAAAAACUGAAGACAGGUGAAGUACAAGCUUUCUACGAAGACCUCAACGGCCGACAGUACAUUAAUGAGGUUUUUCAUGUGAAUGUGGACAAGCUAUAUGAUUUGCUCUUCACUGACUCCCAGUUCCUACGAGAUUUCUUUGAGCAGCGACGGUUUACUGACAUGGUUAGUCAUCCCUGGAAGAAGGAAGUUAAUGGCAAUCAGACUCGAGUAAUAUUGUAUACUAUCGCUCUCUCAAAUCCACUUGCGCCAAAAACUGCCACAGUCACUGAGACCCAGACAUUGUACAAAGCCAGUCAGGAGAGUGAGUGUUAUGUGAUCGAUGCAGAAGUAAUCACUCAUGAUGUUCCGUAUCAUGAUUACUUCUACACAAUCAACAGAUAUAGCCUUACACGAGUUGCAAAGAACAAAAGCAGGCUGAGGAUAUCAACAGAACUGAAGUAUAGGAAACAGCCUUGGGGCUUGGUGAAAUCGUUCAUUGAGAAAAAUUUUUGGAGUGGUUUAGAUGACUACUUCAGACAUUUAGAUAUUGAGCUUGCAAAAAUAGAGAAACAAUAUGCUGCUGAACUGCACAGGCAAUCUCCAAAAGAUAAAAACAACAAAUCAUCCACAAUUCGGCGGAGAAAACGACCUCACAUUCAUGUGCGAGGCCAGCACCUCGAUGAAACCGCCAGCCCUGUUACCACACCAACUGACGAAGAGGUGGGCCAGAGGAUUAAACAUGUGGCAGGUUCCACACAGACAAAACACAUCCCUGAAGAAAUUACAGGAGGAAUUCAGCUUUACAGUGUUUCCAAGUUAUUGCUCAUCAUUACCUUUGUCCUGGUGUUGCUAGUAUUUCUGAAUAUGAUGCUGUUUUACAAGCUGUGGAUGUUGGAGUAUACAACGCAGAGUCUCACUGCUUGGCAUGGGAUCAGGCUCCAGGAAAGCAAACUGCCCCAGUCUCAGGUGGAAUGGGCCCAGUUAUUAGAGUCACAACAGCGUUACCACGAUGCUGAGCUACAGAAAUGGAGAGACAUUCUAAAAUCAUCAGUGGUGCUUCUAGAUCAGAUGAGAAAUUCGUUAAUAACUCUACAAAAAGGCAUUGGUUUGCGUGAUUACAGUUCAGAAACAGACAAACAUGAUCGAUUUCACUGACUGGCAUUACUGAGGCCGAAGAGGGAAUUGUGUGCAAUAUGUUAUGUAUAAAUUUGUUAUGUAUAAAUUAUAUAUAUAUAUAUAUAAAAAAAGAGAAAUAAAAAGACACUGGAACCGCAGGCCGAGUUGGAUCCCCAGGAUUGCUGUCCGAAUCAGCAAAUUCACAAUUGACAACACCAAGAUCCUGCACUGAUGUGAAAACUAGGAGAACUACUGAAGCAUUGUGGAAAACAACAGCCACACUAAUCUCCCUUCACACUCCUGUUAUAAAUCCUAGAACAUUGUACUGUAAGUGUAACAUCUCACAAAUGCAUGUAAUAAUCUGUAGGCCUUCUCUUUUAUGGAAGAUGUGUAACUGAAGUACCAUGUCGUCUUUGUUUAAAAUAAGGUAUUCAUCAAGCAGAGAUUGGAGCAGGGUGAGGAUCUUGAAGCUGUUAUUAGUUAAUUGUGCCUGCAGAAACACAGAAUACAUCCUAUUUAAUAUUAGCAAAAUUAACCUGAUGUAUUGAUUCUGGUUCAGAGUGAAUGGUUUUAGAAACUGUGAAUAUCUGUAUUGAAAAAAAAACUUGAAGAUUUUCUAAGUUACAAGUGAAAAGUAACUGGAAUCCUGAUGCAACUAACUUAGUUAUUUAUUAUUGUUAAGAACAGUCUAAACAAUCUAUCACAGGCAGGCCCAAGAAUAUGUAGAGAAAAAACGUGUUCUGCUCUGUUAUCCUCAUUGCAACAUGUCUACAAGUUGCAGGUCGCUCACCUGAUAACUGCAUUGAACACGUGUGAAGUCUGAUUCUGAAGAAUCCCAUAUUUUAUGACAAAUUAGGAAUGAAUUUCAUGAUCAGCACCAUGAACGUAGUGAGGCACGUACAGGGAAGCGUGAGGCCCCCACGAAGUGUGUUGUCAUGUUUAACUGCUGCAGAGGUAUUGCAUGCUAGUCUGACCUAUUUUUUAGUUUCAUGGUUUUCUGAUGGAAAAUUGAAGAAUUAUAGAUUAGUGUAGCUAAUCUAUAAAUAUCCCAAACUGAAAAUAAUUAAAGUGAUUUCAGUUUUCUAACAUGUUAAUGAGCCACAGUUUAAAAAAGGAAAAUAUUAAAGAUUUGUCUUAAAGCUUACUGUGGAAUUUGAUUCGCAGAUCAGACAGGAUCUUAAUAGAUGAGAUAUUUGAAUGUCCUGUCAUUUGAUAAUAUUUCUUACUUGAAAAGCAUGGAAAUUGUGCUGUGCACAUGCUAAUCUAGUAUAGUAUAUGACAGAUACAAUAUUUAGUGACCAAAUUUCAAUGUGGUUGUCUUAUUAGAACAAAAUCCAGGUAGGUGUAAGUGCAAAAUGAUGCAUGCUGUGUCAUGGGAUAGGCACAGAACUAAUGAGACCAUGUAGCAACAGUCAAGUGGUUUAAUUCAGUCAACACUGAACUAGUGGAUGCUGGCACUUUAACCUUUGGUAGGCAAUUUGCAUUAAUAAUGCAAGAAUAAACCAGAUUUAAAGUGGAUUUUGAAAAUGAAUAUGUCCGAUUAAAAUACAAUCUUCAAACGUGUCUACAAAUAUUGGUGCUCAUCUGUGAGCUGUUUUGGUAUGAACAAAUAAUCAGCUGUUAACAUAGUCCAAGAAAAUAAGUAUUUAAGUUGUUUAUUUAUAAGUAUAUUGUGUCACGGCUAAUGUACAGUAUGAACUGAUAGAACUGAGAGAUAUGGUGUUAGGGUUAACAGGUGGAGAAUUGCCUCAUAAUUUUGUUCAAAAUUUUGAUCAUUCAUUUAUGAUGGUUAUUUUUGAUGGAAGUCCCUGAUCUGAUAAAUUAAGAGAGUGGGGGAAUUCCAGCAUUUUGAAACAAAAUUAUUUUGAUGAAUUUAGUGCUCCUCAAUGUGAAAUUUGAGGCAUUUUGGCCUACGUAUUUUGUGGGCAGCUGUAUGACUCUCUAGCAUAUUAGAUUGUAUUUGGAAUACUUACUGUCAAAUGUAAAGCUGAAAUCUCAAAGGCAUUCAAUAAUUUCUGGAAUGAGAACUUUGUGAUUUAAAUUUAUUAAAUAUACAUGAACUCCAGUAACUAACCAGGUAAAUACACCUUAUCUAAGGGUAUAACGUCUGGACAAUUACUAGCUAAGUGAUACAGCUGCCAAUAUCUGCCUUUUCAAUAGAAUCAGAUAUAAUAAGAUUUGAUGUUAAAUAUGAGGUGCUUUUAAUAUGACUGAUACAAAAGGUUGUUUUCUAAAAUGAACAAAGCUUUCUAUUGGUCAGAAGUUUUUGCUGCCAAUCAGAAAGUAUUUAGCGUAUUUAAUUUAUUAAGAGGAGGUGUGAUUGGCCAGUCGGCUAACUGCAUAUUAAAUUAUGUGGGCAGAUAUUCCAAAGUGCACUAUUUACACCUAAAAACUAAAUUUUUUGGUGCAAUGGAUUUUGUGGCCACAAUAUUUUAUUUUAAGGACUUGCCUCAUGUCUCUGAUCAUAAAUCAUUGGGAAUAUUGACAAAGGCAGUGUCUGAAGACAAAUAUCAGAGUUUUAUUGAACAUGCAUACUUUGACAAUAAAAUGAACCAUUGAUUGAUAUAUACAUAAUGGCAAAUGCUGACAAAUCCAUUUCUAACUAAAUUGUGGUAUCAUAUUUUCUUUAAGCAGGUCAUCCUCAUUCAGUGCUGCAUUCACUUUUUCACUUAGUUUUUUUAAAUUGACUAUUGCUUCUACAUUCAACAAGACUAGUAGAAUCAUGAUCCUUUGUAGUAUGCCAUUGAGCAGAUUUAGUAGGUUGUAUUUAUGAUGUUAAUCACUCCAUAUAUAGCAUCAUUUUGAUGAAUAUGGGUUCUAAUUUUUGUGCUAUAGUAGUAACUUUUUUUAAAAAAUUCUGGAUCAAACUUUUGUUGCCUUUAAUAUUUAAUUUCACAUUUUUAAUAUGAGAUACUAAUAAGUCAGCAAAUAGAUUUGCACUGUAGAAUCAAAAAAUGAUAUCUUGAUACUGUGCAGCUUCUUAUGCUUGUUGUAUUUUUAUUUUUGUGCUUGGUAUAGUAGGGGAUUGCUGGAAUAUAAUGAAGUGAUUUGAAUCCUUUGUUUUUAAAAUAGCUGACAUUUAUGGCUAGUUUUGUUUAUAGUGUUUACAUUAUGUGUAACACCAAAAAUCAUUUCAAGCCGGAUUUGUGAAUAGUAAAAAAGUCAGAUUUGAGGGUAGGAUUACAGGCCUAAAGUGAGUGAGAGUGUGUAUGAGUGUAUGCAUGGGAAAGCUAAUAUGCACAUUAAGAAAAUUGAAAUUGCUGUAACAGACUACUGGUUGUUAACCCAUAAAUCAAAUUUUGGAAACAUGGGAGAUACUGUUCAACAGACAAAAUGAAAGCAUUUUCUUAUCAAAACCAAGUUUUUAAUUUUGCUUGAAAUAUAGCUGGGCCUAUACCUUGCUCAGUGAGUCACCUUACUGAAAUAUCUCAAAGCUUUCUAUUUCAAAACAAAAAUUGAUUUAGGACAUAUUCUAAUGAAUUUUAUGGGAGUGAUAAAAUCUUGCUGGAUUUUUGAUGAUGAUAGUGUUUUAAUGUACAUUCUUAUACAUUGUUUAUUUCCUGUUUUAUACUUUCUUUUCUUACAACUUAUAUAAUUACCAUGUUGUGACAGAGGUGGUAAAGUGUCUCCCAUGCUUGAAAAUAACUUGUGACCAAAAGAACUGAGUCAAGCAAAGAUAGAAAUGAUGAUGAAUUUUAGUGAACUUUAAUGAUGUCAUUUAUUUCUAAAUCAUUUUGUAAUCAUAUGACACUUUUGAAGCAUUAAUGUAUUAAUAUUACUUAGAACUAAAGUGCUUUUGUCCUCUAUUGAAAAAGAUACAAAUGAUGUGGGUGAAUGUUCAAGGCCAACUUGUACAUACUGCUAUUAUUUGCUUUCUUUACAUUCAAGCUGGUGGUCAUGUCUGUUGGCCAUCUUUUACUUCCUGAUUUCUGUAUUUAAUGGUUAAACAAGUUUGAACACAGCAUCUAUCAAUCAUUCACAAAUUCAGUAUAUCCUAAAAUCAGAUUACAGAGAAAGGAGAUGCCAUGUCUGAUAGCUGAGGUAGCUAUGGAGUCACUGGUAUUUAAUAAUUGAUGUAAGCCUGUAAAUUUCCUUCCCAGACCUCCAACAUGGAGGACAGGAAUCAUAUGUUCAUUGUGAAUGGUAGUGGGCUGUAGCCCAUAGACAAAGACCAAAAAUCAUAUGCAUAUGCAAUUAAAGGGUCUAACAACCCCUCCACAAGGCCUCCACCAGUGCUAAUUUGCCCUAAGGUACCAGUGCUGGCACUGGCUACACUUUGGGAAAACUAGUUUUAACAUGCAGUGCAUGGUGGUCAGAGAAGGACCACAAACAAUAUGUGGGAGGUUUCAAAAUGCUAAAUAUGGAACCAGUGAGAGAAGGAUUGCUGCUCCUUAACCCAUGUUUAAAGAUAAUGCCAAUCAUUGUCUUCUCACUCCCUAAAAGUAAUUGCUACUUUCCUCCCCUUGAUCAUUGGCAAUACUUAACUUCCUUAAAAAACACUUUCUUUCCACUCUUUCCUCCACAUUUCUUAUCUCUACGCUUAUUUGUCCUCUCUAGUUAUUUACUUAUUUACAUGACGGCUGCUGCUGUUGACGUGGUGGUAUGAUCAUCAAUCUGUCAUUGAAGCCAAAUAUAACUGUCAUGAAAUUCACCAGUCAAACAGAAGAAGCUGUCCCUGUGACCUCCCAUUCCCUCCACAACUCUCACAACCCCAUGCAUUUCCAAUAUGGGGAUGUUUAAAUUCAAGGCUUUGGACCUUUGAGAGCACCAUUCCUCUGUGCAUACAUUGCAAUGGUUUAUGUUGCACACCUACUAUAUCUAUAAUCAGGCACUGUCUACACUGAAGCCAUCCUCCUCUUUGUUGCUUGUUACUCAAGGUAAAGACUGUAUUAUUACGUUUUCUUUUCCUUGAACUCAAUAUUAAAUAUAGUAUUGUUUCAGAAAAAAAUAGACAGCUCAUAACAUGUUUUGCAGAGUCAGUUACCGCAGCAAUGUUGAAAUGUUAAAAUUUUGUUUAGGGCUCUGAUAUGUCGUGUAAAAAGUAGACCCGCAAUGGAAUUUGCUGUUCAAGAGUGUUUUUGGGCUGUGUAUUUUCAGCAAUAUAUGGAAGGCAUUUUAUUGAAUUGAUUGUAAUUUUACAAAACAUUGAACGAUUAUCAUUGUACUGUAUGCAGGAUUUGAAAAUGUGAAUACGAUAAGAAUAUAAUUUAAGAGGGAUAGAGUCUGCCUCACAGCGUACUCAGCUUGUUUGUUUGCAUUUAAAUAAUGCAAAAAAUCAGGAAAGUACAGAUCCCCAACCCACGCUUCCCCCCCCCCCCCGACAUUACAGGGAGGUUGUGCUGAGAAAGUAACCUGUAUUCACAAUUUUCCCUGAUGUCAAUCUGCGUCAUAUGCACAUGUGUCAAGAAACAAGACUUGGGAAAUCAAUAAUUUCUUGUUGAUUUUAUUUAAUUUUUACACAAAAACUCAGUAAGAGCAAAUUUCAAUCUUUCUCAAAAUUGGUUAGUGAUUUUUGAAUACUGUAAGGAGGAAUUUUCAUAGAUGUAACAGCUGUAAUGGGUGGUCAUAAUUGUUGAAUUGGGAUGUUUUAAAUUGGCACAGCUAAUGGACAAUUGAACACAUUAAUGUUUACUUCAGCCUUUCAAACCUGAUACUCAGUAACACAUCAUUGUUUCAGAUUCUAUGAUAUUAUCAACUGAAAAAAAUGCAAAAGAUUUUUUGUGCACAAGAAUGCAGUGAAAACUUUUGUUGUAAAUGGCCUAAUUGUACAAACUGAUUCCUCUAUCCCAUUGUUUCAAUUAAGUAAUCUUUCAAAUGUACAAUAAAUUAAUUGCUCCCCAAGGGAAGAUUUCCCCUUUUUAAUAUGAUCUUCCCAUUGAACAGCAUGGUUGUUAGUUGGCUAAUGCUGUAUUAUAAUGUAAUUUAGUUCAUCGAUAAACACUGUACCCACACCAGGACUUUUUUUUAAAGAUGCAUGUGGAUCUGAUGCUGCCUAAUGCUAGCCUGCAGGGUAUGCAACCGUCAUCAAGAUGAAGUAAGGUAAAAUUGGAUGUGUGGCUUGUCUACACCAUUACAUUAUGUAACAAACUAUCUUCAUGUGCAUUCAAGAAAAAUAUACAUUUUUUAAGAACUGUUUUGAUCUCCAUAUAUGAAACAUAACUAUGAACUUUGCGCUGUGCGCAGGUUUAGUUUUAAUAACCUUGCCUACUAGAGUUUCGGUUAUCAUGGUAUCCCACCUGCUAGUUCAUGUAAAGUAGAAACAAGCUAUGAAUAAAAAGUGUUGGAAAAAAAUCUUUAAUUGUCACCUUUCUUGUUUGGGUGAUGUUGAAGAAUAAUGUUUGGUUAUUAAAAUCUUUUUAUCUGUUCUAUUAAAGAAAAUGUGUUGGAAAUUUUGACAACCACACAUUUUCAGCCUCCUGGUUUAUCUUGGAUUCUUUUCUGUAUGUGUCAAUGAUGCUGGUGUGUUUUACUGAAAGUAAAAGUUUUGUUCUCCAUUCUU